UAGUUGGCAAUCAAGUGUCGACUUUGCAAUAUCGCUUGUGAUAUUUCUCUUACUCUCUCUCUCAUACUCAAUCUCCGUGCGUUUGUGAUAAUUCCUUGAAAUCGUAGAAACGUAAAGAAAAGAAAAUUUUGAAAUUCAAACGAUUUUUUUUUCACUACGAUUUUGAAACCCUCCAGUUAAAGUUGAAAAAUACUCCGUGAAAAAAGUGUUAUUUUUUAAAGAGAAAAAGUUGACUCAUUUGUAUUUAUAAAACAAAUAUCAACAACCAACAAAUAAAUAAUAAAAAAGGUAACAAAAGCUUAAACAAAGACUGAAAAGAGCAAAUAAAAAGGAAAAAAUAAAAAAAAAAAAUUCUAAGGAAAUUCUUGUUUUAAAGGAUUUUACAACACAAACAAAACAAAAGCUACAAAUUGAUCUCAUCAAACUACUAAACUUUUAAGCAAUAUUUUUAUUUUUUCGACAAAAUAAAUCAACAACAAAAAGCUCUUAACGUGAUAAUAAUUAUUAGAGUUACAUAUAUAGAAUAAUUAUAUAGUUAAAUAUAAAAGCUGUUUAAACAAAAGCUCUAAGCACACAAAGUGAUUUAAAGCUCUACUAGCUUUCAAAGCUUUCCCUCUCUCUUGUAUAAUGUUUAGUAGUCUUGCAUCGUUUCUCUUUGGAUCGAAUACGAAUUGUGAAACGAAUAGUGAAACGACUGCUGCAACUGCAACUGGAGUAAUACUUGACGAACGCGACUCGAACGUAGUAGAUGCUGAUAAUCUGAUAGAAGUAACAUCACUGACACCAUCGGUAACGGGUGCUGGUGGUCAGGGACAACAACGUGCCAUUAUUAAACGUGGCAAGAAUAAACGCAACAACGCUCGUCAACAGAAUAAACGUAAAGGAAUUAAAAACGGCAAGCCGAUAUCGCCACUAACCUCUAAGCAAACGAAACUACUAACCCCCAGUGAUAGUUGUGACGAAGUUGAAUUCGACGAAGACGAAUGGUUUAUUGUUGAGAAAGAAGACGAGGAGGAAGACGAUUCCCCAUCUCGCACUGAUUCCGAGGGGGAAAACGUUCCUGUGAUCGAGGUCGUUAAGACCGCCAAACCAAUAAACGCUAAUGCGGCCGCCAGUUCAUUGGCUCAGCAACGGCGUCUACAACAUAUCAAUUCGCAUUCCCUCUACAGUGGACCACGGCCACAAAAACAACGUAAUUACUUGCAAAAAACCCGCAACAAUCGCUCCAACGGCAACGGUUUAAGUGUCUCAACAUUAAGUCCAUCGCGCACAGUCAACGAUGGCCGCAAUGGCAGCGGUCACGAGAUCCCAGCUGACAACGGUCUUACCCGUUCGCUGUAUGUGGCCGCCAUGUCGCCGGCACAAAGUGACGAGAAAUUGGCAACGACAGCUAACGGUUUAGAGGCGAUCACCAAAAUGGACGAAUCAUGGUUCGUAACGCCACCACCAUGUUUCACCUCCAUUGGACCCAUCAAUAUGGAAACUUCGCCAUAUGAGAACCUAUUGAUUGAGCAUCCAAGCAUGUCGGUUUAUCAUAGUAUUAAAACGGCUCAAGAGGCCGCUGAAAGUUUCAUUAAACUGGAUAUUGGAGUAAAUGACAUGGCUGAGAAACAAAAAACUAAUGAGACCACGCCCAAGAAGAAUCCUCAAACGGUUCAAGCACGUGCUUCGGUUUAUCGUUUGGAUCGUCAAAGUGUGGCCCAAUUGAAACAGGAAUUAAUGGCGCGCAAUGUACAAAAGUUACAAACCAAAAAAGAACGUCGGGACAUUUGCCGCAGCGCCAUUAAGCGUGCCAACAAAGUACGUGACGUCCAGUCCAGAAAUCACACACAGCGUCGUGCUGAUCGCCAACACAGCAAAGUCUUCAGCAAUGCCAACAACAACCGCAAAUCCAACUGCUGUUAAAUUUGUGUGUUUGGCAACUCUGCAGUUUGGUUUUCUUAAAAAAGGGUUUCCCUUAAUUUCUCAAAAAAAAAACAAAACACCAUUUUACUACAAAAACAAAACCAACAACAAACAAUCAUUUAAACAACAGAGAAAACAAGCAAAAAAACAAAAACUUUUAACAAAUUAAUUUAAUUUAUAAAAACCAGAAAAAUAAUUCUAAGAUUUUAAUUGAGAAAAGCCAGAAAAUUUAUAAAAAAAAUUAAAAAAAAUCAUUGAAAAAUUAUAAAAAAAAUAUUUAAAAAAAACUCAUACUUGUUUAGACAAGUAUUUGGAAAUGUAACAAAAAAAAUAAAUAAAAUAAAAAUAAUAAAUACAACAACAAAGUAGUUUUUAAAUGUUCACCUUAAAAUAACAAAUAAUUUUUCAACUUGAAUCAACCAACAAUCUUUUUAAUCUUAGAAUUAUAAUUAAAAUGAUCAUGUCUAAUGAAGAAAAAACUACAAAAAAUAAACCAAAAAAAAACUAUUAAAAAACAAAAAACUCUAUAUAAAAAAUUUGUUUAUAUAAAAAUCGAUCUUUGUAAUGAAUUGAAUACGAAAUUCUCCUGAAUUUAUGACAAUUAUUUUACUUUUUUAAUUUUAUUUUAUUUUACUUUUUUUUAAAUUUAAUUUAUUGUUUAAAACAUUGAAUUAAUUAUGUAUUAUUUUAUAUUAUUAAUUUUUUUAAAAUAAUUUAUUUGUUUUAUUUUUUUUUAUAAUAAUUAUUAUUAUUUUUUAAGUUUAAGCACCUUUUAAUUAACGAGCCAGUUCUCAAAAUGAUUUUUAUUUUUAAUUUUUUUUUUCAAAUUGCAUCUGUAUGGAUUAUGUUUAAACAGAAAUGAAAACAAAACAAAAAAAAAUAUUAAAAAAAACAUGAAGAAAAUUACAAAAAAAAAAAUAAAAAUAUUUUAAUGUUUAAUGCAAAUGAA
Calliphora vicina (urban bluebottle blowfly) is the source of this 2854-nucleotide messenger RNA. It is a transcript of the gene TP53INP, whose product is annotated as Tumor protein p53 inducible nuclear protein. The record is from RefSeq and is a predicted model, not a curated record. Gene Ontology annotation, cellular component: nucleus; autophagosome. The coding region runs from base 628 to 1905 and encodes 425 amino acids. The transcript has 6 exons. NCBI's taxonomy places the organism in Eukaryota, Metazoa, Arthropoda, Insecta, Diptera, Calliphoridae. Gene Ontology annotation, biological process: positive regulation of DNA-templated transcription; autophagosome assembly.